AUGGAGGCCGGAAGCAGCAGUAAUGGUUCUCUGAAUUUUGCAGGGAAAAGUCGCGGCUGCCCGAGGUUCAGACCGUUCAAGUGUCCAUCUUCAGAGAAACUCAUGUGCAUCGCUAUUCAAUACCUCUGCGAUGGAGCACCUGAUUGUCCUGACGCUUAUGAUGAAGAUCCAAAACUCUGCACUGCUGCUCGCCGUCCACCAGUGGAAGCUACUGCGAGUUUCCUGCAAUCAUUGCUCGCAAGCCAUGGACCGAACUACCUGGAGAAAUUGUUCGGGAAGAAGGCCAGAAACGCUCUUGGACCACUCGGAGGAGUGGAGAAGGUCGCCAUCGCUCUUUCUGAGUCGCAGACGAUUGACGACUUCGGAACGGCUCUGAACCUAAUGAGGUCCGACAUUGACCACCUGAGAUCUGUAUUCUUGGCUGUCGAACACGGCGACCUCGGCCAUCUCAAGUCUCUCGGCAUCAAGGACUCAGAAAUCGCUGACGUCAAAUUUUUCCUGGACAAGCUCGUUAACACCGGCUUCCUCGACUGAAUCUCCGAAUUCAGUCUUCAGCUUCUCUUUUCGUGUUUAGUUGGUCGAGGAUCAUUCGCAAACCCCGAAAGCAAUCAACUCAUUUUAUGCAACUCCGAAUUUCCUCUGUAGAAUCAAACCCCCUCCCUAAAAGAUAAGCGUCGCGUUUCCUAAGAUAUAAGAGAAAAUGCGUCUAAGAUUAAGAGACGAGUUCGUGGAGAGAAUAAGUCAGCGCUAAAAGCUCUGGGACAUUUUCGCAACCGAUUUUCUACUGCGUUCCGGAUGUAGAAUCAUUUGCCGGUUAGCUUCGGUCCCAUACACGCCAUGUCAAACCGGUAAUUCCGAGGUGGAGGCAAUAUUUUAUUUUUGGAACAUUUCGUUCGUCGUCUUUCAACUCGAAGACUCGACGAUUCCGCAGCACCACGCAUACCUCGCAGAUAUGGACGAAAAUAACGCGGCAUCAGCAGCUUCAUCGAAAAACGCCAUUCGGUUAUUUGGUCGAUGCACUGAAUGUCCCAAGAAGCUUCGCUUCUUUUUUUCCCUUCUUCGUGGGAUCUCGGUCCCGACUUCGCUCCCCAAAAUAAGUCCGGAGAACGGAGGAAAAAGCAUGAUACUCGUAGCACAACAUUCUUUCUCUUUGGAUCCCGUUCUUCGCGGCUCACCUUCCGCAUACAAAUCGCAUCUCGCCGUUUGGAGUAAUAUGGAUUUCAUUCAAUAAAUGUUCGCGGUCGAGUAGUGUGCACAUGCGAGCCUCGUUUCAGCCGUGUUCAAGCGCCGACCUGGGUUCCCUCGCGGCAUUUGGGAUGCGCAACCCGAGAGUCUUUCACCUGAUAGGCUGCAAGCGGAGCCAGACCACGGUUGCGUCGAUAGUAGAUGUUCAACUUCGGCCUCUAGCGUCCGUGCUCACCUACUGUCGCUAAUACGGCUGCUCUCGCUCCUGCUCUCAAUGCCUCCUCUGCGUUUCCGCGCACUCGUUCCCCGGGGAGAAGAGCAGAACGGCACAAGUCUUCUUGGUUAAGUGCUGUCGCCCGUUUGAGAUUCCACACUCACCAGAUUGUUCACCGGGGCUCGCAGCCAGCCGUGACUGAGCACGACGUUCACAUACCCCAGGGAGCCGAAUCACCGUAAUGCUCCCGAAUCGUCUUUCAGGCCAGGUUACCGGGCUCCUUAGUCGCGAUGCGCUUUACACGCCUGUCCUGCGCUUCUUUUUUUGUCUUUUUUUGGCGAGCAACUCGUUAGCGAGACGGAUGUUCCGAGACCUGGGAAAUGCAUGUUUUAGCUAUUAUAUCCGGUUUGCUUCUGCUUUUGACGGCUCAUUUUGUAGAGGAUCGAACGAUGUCCAGGUGCGUUACCGUGAAGUGGCCGAGUCCCCUCGCCGUCGGAUUCUGAGACGAUUGAGAAGAACACAAUAGGCAUGUCGUGUCAAGAAAGGAAAACUGAUGACAGAGCCGAAAUGAAGCUGACUGAAAUCUGGCCAGA
Notodromas monacha is the source of this 1992-nucleotide messenger RNA. Lineage: Eukaryota; Metazoa; Arthropoda; Ostracoda; Podocopida; Cyprididae. The record is from the annotation of a GenBank genome assembly.